AUGUUAAUUAAAAGUGAUUAUUGGUCUUUAAUGUGUAGAGGACGAAAGAAAAAGAUUGUAACACUUACAGUUAUAUUAAUACUUUUAAUUAAUGCAAUGUUUUAUGUAAGCUUGCAGCUGUAUGAUUCUGUUAAAAGAAAACAUAAAGCAUAUUGGUACAACAAUUUAAAUUAUGGAAAAAACUCAUAUGUGGAUGAGAGUGGAAUGAGAGUUAUAGUUGGUCAUUAUAUUGGAGCUGCCAGUGGAAAUUUAUCAGAUGAGAUUAUAAAUGGCAACCGUUACUCUCCAGUGCCAGGAGCUGGUGAAGGUGGCCGUCCUGUCGAGUUGUCGCAAAGAGAACUCAUAACAGCUCGGGAGUUAUAUUCACUACAUUCUUAUAACAUACUUGUUGGUGAUAAAAUAUCUAUUAACAGAAGUCUUCCUGAUAUGCGCAGUGACAGUUGUAGAUUUGUAAAAUUUGAUCUGGAAAAUCUACCAACAGCGACGGUAAUCAUCGUGUUUCAUAAUGAAGCGUGGUCUACACUUCUCAGAACAGUCAUGUCUGUCUUAACAAGAUCUCCUAAAAUGCUGCUUAAGCAGGUAAUUUUGGUAGAUGACUACAGUAAAAGGGGAUAUCUCGGCAAAGAACUAGAAGACGCUGUCGCUAAACUAAAUAAAGUGCAAUUAUUGAGGAAUCCUAAUAGAACGGGGCUUGUAGGGGCGAGGUUGUUGGGCGCUAGGAAUGCGAUUGGUGACGUGUUGGUGUUCCUUGAUGCCCAUUGUGAGGUGACUGAAGGAUGGCUUGAGCCACUGUUAGAGAGAGCAGGAAACGAUGAUGUCUUUAUUUGUCCACACAUCGAUCUUAUAUCUGAAAAUACCUUAGCAUACACCAAGAGUAUUGACGCACACUGGGGCGCGUUCAGUUGGCGAUUACAAUUCCGAUGGUUUAUGCCUAGCAGUGAAGUAAUCAGACAGAAAUUGGUUAACCCUACCAAACCAUAUUCAACACCUACCAUGGCGGGAGGCCUUUUCGCUGUCAGACGAAGCCUUUUCUGGAGGUUAGGCGGUUAUGAUGAAGGUAUGAAAAUAUGGGGAGCCGAAAAUUUAGAGCUCUCAUGGAGAGCAUGGCAAUGCGGUGCUAGAGUUGAGAUAACACCAUGUUCCAGAGUUGGUCAUAUAUUUAGAAAAAACAGCCCUUAUGGAUACGACGGUUUUAUAAAUAAAAUUGUGACUGUAAACCUUGUCCGAGCAGCUAUGGUAUGGAUGGAUGAAUGGGCUGACUUCUUUGUCAAGUUUAAUCCUUGGUUGGCCGACAUACGUGAGAAGCAAGAAGUCUCAGAUAGAAUAGAAUUAAGAAAGCGUUUGCAGUGUAAAAGCUUUAAAUGGUAUUUAGAAAAUGUCUGGCCUCAAAACUUUUUUCCAAACGAUAGUAGAUGGUUUGGUAGGAUCAAAAAUAAAGCAGGCGGAUGUAUAGGUGUUCUGCCUUCUGCGACUCCUGUGAUAGGUCGUGAUGCUACUAGUGUAAUAUGUGGUUCCGACAUGGAUAUAAAUAGUUUAGUAGUCUUUUCACCUGAGGGCAAAAUAAUGGCCGAUGAAGGGCUUUGCCUGCAGCAAGGAGUCGACGUCGCAGUUUGGGCUAGUUGUAAGAACCUUACCAACCAAAUAUGGAUACAGAAAGGCCCAAGGUUGACUACCAAAGGUGGUCUUUGUCUAACUAUGAUUAAAAAUAGAAAAAAUCAAAAAGGAAUUCUAGAGCCUCUGACAGCUUCAAAGUGUAUUAAAACAGAUAGACAAAUUUGGUAUUUUAACAGAGUGCCUUGGCAUUAA
This is a messenger RNA of Arctia plantaginis, 1806 nucleotides long. The record is from the annotation of a GenBank genome assembly. NCBI's taxonomy places the organism in Eukaryota, Metazoa, Arthropoda, Insecta, Lepidoptera, Erebidae.